AAAAAAAAUAUGUACUUCGGCGGUCAGCAUGUUUCCAGGGGUUUUCUAUGCACUGCUGGCGGGUUUCUUGGGAGCCGUAGCCUCCUCGUCUGCGAAACUGUCGCUCGGAACCGAUUACCUUAAAGGUGUUUGUGAAACAGGGCUGAGGACAUGGGGCGAGCAGCGUAAAUUUCGACAGGAGAACGAAACUACUGCCUGUGACUGGCUGCACAUUCCCUUGCGGUUGCUGUGUGGAGGGCUGCUGUUUACCUGUAAUGCUGUGAUGUGGACGUUCCUGGCCAAAGCGCUCAGAUACUCCUCCUCCUCCACUCGAACCACUGUGACCACUACCGCCUCCAACUUCAUCUCCUCAGCAUUCCUGGGGCAGCUCAUCUUCGGAGAGACCCACAUUGCUCUGUGGUGGGUGGGGAUCUCCCUCACCCUCUCGGGCCUUCUGGUGCUUCACCGAGCUGCUCCGCACAACCCCGGGCUCUCAGACGCCCAGAAGGAUGAGUAGAAGAUGGAGGGGGCCCUCCGGCUGGGCUCCGGCGCCUGAGCACAGCCCCACACAACAGCUGCCUUUGGAGCGGAUCCGGACCAGAUCCGGGCCAGAUCCGUGCCCCAUCUGGUCCAGACGCAACUGUGGGUUAGGCCAGUGUUACUAUCAAACACAUCGCUCUCUCUCUCGCACUCGCACUCGCACACACACACACACACACAGACACUGCUUCCACUGGUCCACAGGUGGGAAUAUUUGAGUGGGAGUAGAAAAUGGUGGCCAGCAUCAACUCACCA
Sardina pilchardus (European sardine) is the source of this 774-nucleotide messenger RNA. RefSeq names its product transmembrane protein 42. NCBI's taxonomy places the organism in Eukaryota, Metazoa, Chordata, Actinopteri, Clupeiformes, Clupeidae. The transcript has 3 exons. The record is from RefSeq and is a predicted model, not a curated record. The coding region runs from base 29 to 496 and encodes 155 amino acids.